UUCCGAGCUCAGAUAAAGAGACGCGAGCGCAUCUCUGUCUCAGACACCUGAUGAGCAUCCUCCAAACUCGUUAAACCAGGGGACAGAACUUUGCUAGAAGUAACUCUUUUUAGCUAUUAAACAAGCACCAUAAACAAGAAGUCUUCCAAAUCUUGGAAAACACCAACAGGGAACAGCAUUAUACUUCAUUAUUAGGCUACUGGACUUUAAGAGAUGGCAUGGUCUUUUCGACGCAGGUGUUUGCUUUUGCUGUGUUUGACAGCUAUCCAGAGUGGUCAUGGUGCCGUUCAGACGUGCAUGGAUAAGCACCAGGUGGUUGGGGUGCUUCGUCAAAUGGAGAAGUUUCUGAAAGGCCAGGAGAUACGCUUUACAGAGGGCCUCCGGAUCAUGAAGUCAAAGCUGGCAACACUUCAGAACUCUGUCUCCAAGUUACCUCAAGCUGACCAAUCAGCUGCUCCCACCACCUGCCCCUCUCUGGAAGCCCCUGCUCAUGGAACCAAGUUUGGCUCAAAGUAUUUUGAUGGACAUGAGGUCCAUUUCACUUGUUCCCAUGGCUACCAUCUUGUCGGUUCUGCCACACGUGUCUGCCAGGACAAUGGCACCUGGACUGGCAUCAGUGCCAUCUGUAAAGAUAUAAGUGAGUGUGCAAGUAAUCCCUGCCAAAAUGGCGGUACCUGUGUGGAAGGUGUUAAGCAGUACAAAUGCACCUGCCCCCAGAACUGGAGCGGCUCUCACUGUCAGCACCAAACCCAGACAGCACCACCCGAGUGGAGCGUUAUGAACGAUCCCGCAUUCAGCCGGAGACCUCGCUGUGCCCAAGUGAAUCGAGCCCAACACUGCAGCUGUGAUGCAGGCUUCCACAUGAGUGGCACCUCUGACAACAGUAUCUGUCAAGAUGUAAAUGAGUGUGAGGUGUACCGUCUUGACCAAGGAGGGAAGUUGUGCGUCCACGAAUGUGUGAAUGUUCCGGGUUCGUACCACUGCUCUUGCCCCAGCGGCUACAAGUUGCUCCCAGACGGGCGGAGCUGUGAGGAUGUGGAUGAAUGUUUAAGCCAGCAGCACAACUGUAGCAGAGGGACAACUUGUAUCAACAUGGGGGGAGGCUUUCUGUGUGUCAACCCAGAGUGUCCCCAUUCUCAUGGUAACAUCAGUUACGUCAAGACAUCUCCCUUUCAGUGUGAGAGAAACCCCUGCCCCAUGGACAGCCGCUCCUGCCACUUGGCUCCUAAGACCGUGUCUUUCCACUACCUGUCUCUGACCUCCAACCUGCAGACUCCUGCAACACUUUUCCGUAUGGCGACCGCUACCGCCCCAGGGCGCACUGGGCCGGACGGCCUGCGCUUCGGCAUAGUGGGCGGAAACUCCCGGGGCUACUUUGUCAUGCAGCGUUCAGACAGGCAGACUGGUGAGCUGAUUCUGGUCCAGAAGCUGCGCGGGCCGCAGGAGAUCACCGUUGAUGUGGACAUGUCUGAGUACAGCGACCGCACCUUUCAGGCCAAACAUGUGGCCAGAGUUACCAUUCUGGUUUCACCCUACAACUACUGACAGCGAGCUGGCGAAGGAGGAACACUAGAGAGGAAGAACAUAGAAAAGUGUGUAAUGGGCAGUGAGUGAGGCCAGUAUUUGAUCAAUGGCCAAUUGACCAAAAGAGUGAGAGC
Messenger RNA from Etheostoma cragini (Arkansas darter), 1658 nucleotides. Its product is annotated as fibulin-7. The record is from RefSeq and is a predicted model, not a curated record. Gene Ontology annotation, molecular function: calcium ion binding. NCBI's taxonomy places the organism in Eukaryota, Metazoa, Chordata, Actinopteri, Perciformes, Percidae. The transcript is spliced from 8 exons. The coding region runs from base 214 to 1545 and encodes 443 amino acids.